GUCAGGAGUCGCUAGCUGAAGGGAUACUCCGUAAGCUGGGCGGCCUCUGUCAAGCCUGUUUCUUCUGUCGCCUCUAAUUACGGAGUAGCAAAACCACAAAUCCCUGACGCAAGGACUGACGGGUCGGAGGGAUAGGCAUUGCUAGGUUCCAUGCCCCCGAUGCCGUCCUCCGAAACAGCUGCGAGCUGAAUGAUCUUUCGAGCAUCGCACUCCGCCUAUCACUGGUGAUACAGCACUUCGGCCAAUUUGACUACAGGGUGAUCACCCUCUGUGAGGAGCAGAACGCCAGAUUAUGCAUCCGGCCAAGAGGAGACGCCUGGAUCAGUCUGCCACAUCGUUGACCAAGCCCUUUCGCUCACCGCUACGAAAUCAUUCGAGCAAUCAUUCCCACAAAGGAGACAUUUCCAGCCCAGAAAAAAGGCUUCACGAAGCCACUAAGCAAUCCUCGCCGCCCGUGACUACUUCUCAUGAUGCAGAUAGAACGUCCACAUCGCCUGUUGGUCCCGAAUCAACCCACCCUGAUCGAAACAUCGAUCCAGGUCUUGACCACAAAAGCAAUCAGAAGCAACAUAUUGCCCUAUCACUUCAAUUGAAGAAACUGUCCCAGUCACUUGAUCUUGCUCAACAAGUCUUGCAUAUCGAGACGUCUCAACAGGAUGCACAAUUGAGAUGCUUGAUCUCGAAAUGGAAGCAGGUUGCCCGUAACGUCGCUGAACAACUGUUCGAGGAAGCAAAGGAGCGUAUCAACGACAUGGGUGGAUUCACAGCCUGGCAAGCCCGCUUACAAGAGGAUGCACGUCUUUGGCACGACGUUCAGAGGACAAGUCACGAAUCUCCUCGAUCCAAAGUAGAUGAGGAUUCUUCCCGCGAAUUUGCAACUACGGAGACAGAGAGACACACCACUGCAGAGUAUGAAGAUACUCAUCCAAGUUUCUUCACCAUGGACAAAAUGCUUCGGGAGAUGAACAUUGACCUGAAGCUCAUUGGGUAUGACAACGAAUCUGAGGGGUGGAUCGAUUGACCUUCUAACACCCUCGUCGUGCUCGAUGUGCCUGCAUACAUCUUGGCCUGGAAGUCAUGUUUCUCGGCGUGUCACUUGCAAUCGGCCGUGUCGACUUAUACCCGAGGCGAUUCGAACGAGCGCUCGAGCAUGAUCGCGCCUCUUCCGGACCUCUUCCUUCGGGAGGACCAAGGACAAAACCGCGUCUGGGUCUCUGUCUCUUGGGCGGCGAUCAGCAUUUGUCGGACACCGCGGAGUGACCCCAAUAUGCGGCUUUGGAGCGAACCUUUCUAUGACCGGACUUUCCGCCAGCGGCCGUCGGCCACAGCAACACAUCGUAGCUGGUGUGUCCUGCCAGGAAUGUAGUAUCAGUCUUCACAAACAAGAAU
This is a messenger RNA of Exophiala oligosperma, 1389 nucleotides long. RefSeq lists its product as uncharacterized. The transcript is spliced from 2 exons. Gene Ontology annotation, biological process: DNA recombination. Lineage: Eukaryota; Fungi; Ascomycota; Eurotiomycetes; Chaetothyriales; Herpotrichiellaceae. Bases 293 to 1021 code for a protein of 242 amino acids. The record is from RefSeq and is a predicted model, not a curated record.